AUGAUGCCGCCGGUGCGGAGCCGCAAGAUCACGGUGAACGAGCGCAUCGACCACAUCCUCGACGGAUCGUGCCGGGACACGAUCUGCCUGCCCGAAGGCGAUGCGACGAUGCUCCAGCAGUCGCGCGACUCGAAGCGCAUCUCGGAUUUGUACAACGUCUCGUUCGAAGACAAGUUUCUCAAGCAGCGCAUGGCGUACUUGCCGUCGCCGAUUGCAAAAGACCGCCACGAGAUGCGGUCGCGCCUCCGAGUGAGUCGCGAGGGCUACAACUGCUACAGCUCCAGCGCGAGUGCACCGAGCCUUCUGGCGACACCGCCGGUCGUCGUUGUCUCGCCCAUCAAAGAAACCACCAUAGCGAAUGUGACGCCGUGGUAUCUCGGUCGAAACAACGUGCCCGACCAGCCGACUUGCGACCUCUCGGCCAAAACUAAGCGGUAUGGCGCCCGGGGCACGAUCCAGCUGCUUGCACAGGAAACGACGGCAGGAACAGUGCCGCCGCUGACGACGACCAAGUACAAUGCGCCGUCGCCGCUCAAAGUGCUCGGCAAGUUCCAUACGGAGAAUGCAUUUGCGCCAAAGUUGACGGGGUCGCCCAUAACGUGGCCCGAAGACGCAGCGUUUGUGACCGGCCCGAAACUCGCCUUUCAAAACACACACCUCGCGACAAGCUCGGGCGUCUCGCCUAAGAAGAGCGUCCUUACCGAGCCUGUUUUCGCCGACGAGCAUCUUCUACGAGUGGACAGGGCCACGGAGAAGCAAGUCGACUCUUUGAAAGCGGCCCUCGAGCUCGAGCAGGAGCAAGGGCGGGAACAGCGCCGUCUUGGCCGCGACCAGCUCCAGAAAAUGCUGCGCAAGAAGCAGCGCGAGCUACGGCGCCACCCGAACGUGCACCACGAGAAGGUGCCGGCCAAGGCACUGCGAGAGAUCACGCUCAUCAAGUCGCUCGGGCCACCGCGCAUUGCGCCAAUCGAAACCAAGCUUGUUCAAAGCAAAUACGAGCUGCGUUGGAAGACCAUCUUUUUCCUCAUCGACAGCAUUCGACGCAGCGCAUUCAACCGCCCGAUGCUCCAGGAGCUGGCACUGCUCCUCGACAAAAUCACUGAGUGGGGCAUUCGCCACGCGUUGGCCAACCCGUUCGAGAUGACGCGCGACCAGUGCCGUGAGCUCUUUAUGAAGGAGUACCCAAGCUUUGGUGUGCCCAACUUUAACCUGAUGUACUCGUCGUUUGACCCGACGCACACGGACAUUGUGGACAUGCGGGACAUUAUCGGCACGGUCAAGGCGCUGCGCAUCACCAACAACAACUCGACGGGCACCACGAUGAAGGAUAUUGUGUUUGAUUUGAUCGCCAUGUACGCCAACGAAGGCGUCGUGCCCGCGCGCGUUAUCGAGAAGGUGCUCGUCAUGUAUUGCGGCUCCAUCGACGACGAGGCCAAAGUGCACGCCGAGCUGACGGCUCUGUAUGAAUCGCACUACCGGUCGUUUCGUAGCCCGAAAGCACUCGUGCCGCUCCACGAGGUUCUGUCGUUCCUUGGCGACCAGCCGAGCCUCAUUGAUUUGUUUACCGAAUUUUUACGGCACCGACGACGUCACAUGAACUCGUACACGAUCCACGGCACAAGCACGGACGCAAUGGACCAAUAAGAUCUUACGCGUUGAGUG
Messenger RNA from Saprolegnia parasitica CBS 223.65, 1662 nucleotides. RefSeq lists its product as hypothetical. Lineage: Eukaryota; Oomycota; Saprolegniomycetes; Saprolegniales; Saprolegniaceae. The coding region runs from base 1 to 1644 and encodes 547 amino acids. The transcript is spliced from 5 exons. The record is from RefSeq and is a predicted model, not a curated record.